Drosophila ananassae is the source of this 8097-nucleotide messenger RNA. RefSeq lists its product as uncharacterized. Gene Ontology annotation, biological process: negative regulation of transcription by RNA polymerase II. The record is from RefSeq and is a predicted model, not a curated record. The transcript is spliced from 12 exons. Gene Ontology annotation, molecular function: transcription corepressor activity. Gene Ontology annotation, cellular component: chromatin. Bases 999 to 7343 code for a protein of 2114 amino acids. NCBI's taxonomy places the organism in Eukaryota, Metazoa, Arthropoda, Insecta, Diptera, Drosophilidae.
AACUGGCUGGUUAUCGAUAUAUUUUGUUAUAAUACCCAUCCCUAGAGAUAGAUUGUUGUUGUAACUUGCUGGCCAUUUUUCACGGCCUAAUUGAAUUUAAUAAAUAGGUAAAUAAGUGCUAACAAAGACGCAGCGCGCGAACUGCAUUCGGCUGGCUGGCGUGGCUCCUAUGUACACACACAGUACAUGUACAAAUGCAUUCUGCCGUCGCGGCUAUAUGCUAUGUGUUUGUGGUGCCUGUGCGAAGUUCAUAAAGAUAGCCAUUUUACACUUUGAAGCACGAGCGUGGCUUUUACGUGCAUUGCGUACGGAAAAAGAAUAGAAAAAUUUUUGAUUCGUGGUCGUUUUUUUGGGGCUCCGGGCGGCAAGGCAGCAUAAAAUCGAUUCCCUCCGGGGUGCAUCAGUGUGUGUGGUGUGCGCCAAGUGGUUUGCAUGUGUUUGUUGCAAAUGUAAGAAGAGGAAGAGGCUCACGCGCUACCCUCCCCCUUCCCCCCAAUUGCAGCCCAGAGUAUAUAAUCAAGAAAAAUAAUAAGAUUUCCUCCUGUGACCGUGAACCGAGUGAGAAAACACAAUCCGCUGCAAUCAACCGAAACUUCAGUCCAGUCCAGUGGAAUCUAAAAAAAAACAGAAGAAGAACUCCAAGAGGCAGAGCUACGUGGCAGAUGCGGAGAACCAGCAGGAGCAGUAGUUAGUUAACAGCGCCAUCCAAUCUCCUCUCUCUUAACUUCCGGAUCAAGGCGCAUUUGCCGCUGGCGGGGCGAUCAAAUGCAUAGACAACAUAUGUCGCAUCCACGAGCAGUCACUGACCAAGAGUUGCGACCCCGACCGUUCGUUGCAUACUACAUACGCUCAUAGAGGGAGCUCAUAGAGGGAUCCCGCACCCGCAAGCUAUCCAAGCGUCCUUGCACCUGCCCCUGGGGCAAGGAUCUAACCUAAGAUUGACAGGAGGAGGAGGAGCCCACAACUAGAAGCUCCACUGAGGACACAACAACGAGAAGAUGAUGAAACGCACCCGUGUCGACGAGGUGCAGUUCGGGACACGUCCCGGCCCACCCACAGCCGGUGGCGUGGGCGUGGGUGUUGUAGGCGUGGCCGGAGGAGGGCCAGCGUCAGGAAGUGGCGGGACAGCCACCGUCGGCGUUAAUACGGCGGGCGUGACAAUAGGAACCGUGGUGCCGAGUGCCCACAAUCCAAACAUCGGCAUUAGCUCGAUCCACCAUCGGAUUCUCACUCCGCAGCAUGGAGGAGCUCAGACCAUUGCCUAUCUGCCGUCCACCACACCGACGGCCACUAAUCUGAAGACUAGCUCCAUUGUGGACAGCACCACGACUGGGGGAGCAGGAGCAGUAGCCGGUACCCAGACCCAGGUGGUGGGAGGAGGCGUUGGAGCUGCCGGAGGAGCUGGCGGCGGCGGCAGCGUGGUGGUCUCCACAGGCAGUACCGGCACACAAACACUACAGUAUACCACAUCUUAUAGCGUGGCGUCCAUUCAGGCGGGUGGAACCCUCAAGCCCAGCACAGCGGACGCCUCCAAUACAGUCCAGAUCCAUGUGACUGGCGGCGGCGCCGGAGCUGCCAAUCCGGCCAGUGCCCAAACAGUAUCGAGCAGCUCCCAAACGGGCACAAUACGGCAGCGCACAAUCAGCGGCACCCAGACGGUGGCCAGUGCCGUUGGCAACCUGGCCACCAUGGCGGUCCAGCAGCAACAGCCGCCCACUCAGCAGCAGCAGCCCCCACUGGCAGCGGCCCUUACGCCGCCAGCAUCGAUAUCGGGCAAUAGUGUACCGGGUGGAGCAAGUACUCCGCCGCAGGGACAGCCGGGCAAUGCCACGCCGCGGUUGAAGGUGGAGGACGCCCUCAGCUACCUCGACCAGGUGAAGUUCCAGUAUGCGGACCAGCCGCAGAUUUACAACAACUUUCUCGACAUCAUGAAGGAGUUCAAGUCGCACUGCAUCGACACCCCGGGAGUGAUUGAGCGCGUCUCCACGCUGUUCAAGGGCCACACCGAGCUGAUCUACGGCUUCAACAUGUUUCUUCCGCCCGGCUACAAGAUCGAGAUCCACUCCGAUGCGCUAGGAUGCUCGGUGCCGGUGGUAUCGAUGCCCUCGCCCCCGGGAGCACCGUCCAGCACCGGGACUGUGCACAUGCUGACUGGAAGCAGCCCAAUGGCAGCUGCCGCUGGUCAUGUCGCCAUCAAGACAACGAAUGCCGCCACCCUGACACCAGCACCAGGACCUGGUGGCGCUGUGGCCUCGGCUGCGGCCGUGGCGCAGAUUCAGUCUGCGGGAGCCGUCAAUCUGAUGACCCAUGGCGGAGCAUCGUUGAGCCAGACCACAAUCCAUGCCUUGCAGCACCAGGCGACGCCCCCACAGGCCCAAUCCCCCGGCGGCGGUCAUGUCCACGUCAGUGUCACCAGUGCGGCAGCGCCAGCGGGAGGAGUUCCUGGCCAACAGCCCCCAGGCAUCUCAGUGUCGGCGCACAAUGUGCCCCAGAACUACUCGAGGGAUCGGGAUAGAGCCACUAUCACGCCCACGGGCCAGGUGGCGGGAGGAGCAGCGGGCGUUCCGAAUGCUGCUGCCAGUGUGGUGGUCGGUGGUCCGCCCACUCCCAACUCCCUGAACGAGCUGAGUCCCCAUGGAGGAGCACCGGGAGCGGCCCAGCACAAUCUGCAUCAGAUCCAGCAGGCGCAUCAGUCGAUCCUCCUGGGCGAGACGGGCCAGCAGAACCAGCCGGUGGAGUUCAAUCACGCCAUAACCUAUGUAAAUAAGAUCAAGAACCGUUUCCAAAACCAGCCGGCCAAGUACAAGAAAUUCCUGGAGAUCCUCCACGCCUACCAGAAGGAGCAGAAGGGCAUGAAGGAGGGCAGCCUCAACCAGGUGAAGAUGCUCACCGAGCAGGAGGUCUACACGCAGGUCGCCAAGCUCUUUGGCCAGGACGAGGACUUGCUGCGGGAGUUUGGGCAAUUCCUUCCGGAUGCCACCAAUCACCAGUCCGGGCAGUACAUGUCCAAGGCGGCCGCGGUCCACAAUGAUCAUGGCAAGCGACCGACGGCAACGUUGAGCGGUGGUGCUCAUAUUACCAUGUCCUCGGCAUCGCCGGCGCCCAGCGGCUCACCGCUGCACUUGGGCGGUGGCGCCACAACGCUGCCGCAGAUUGACAACAGCGCCCAUGCGGCGGCCAUCGGCAACCUGUCGGCGGUGAACACCAGCGUCAGCAUCAAGACGUACAACAACAGUCAGCAGCAGCAAAACCAUGUGAUCGGUUCCGGCCUGAAUGCGGCGGCCAGGAACGACGUCCUCUACGAGAAGGACUACCAUGCUGGGCUGCAGCAGCACGCCCAUCAGCGGGGCACGGCGGGAAUUGGUGGCACUCACCUCCUAGCCGGAGCGGCCGCCGUCACCAAUCUCGGACGGCCGGGGGCGGGAGCCAAUGUGAUGGUGUCCUACGAGAAGGAGCACCGGAAUAACCACCAUGUGCAGAAGUACGUGGGACAUGCGCCCAAUCAGAACAUGUCGCACGGCCACAGCACCAAGAAGUCGCCCAGUUACGGCAUUACGUCUGUGAUUGGUUCAAUGCCGCCGCAUAUGUCGGACAACUCACUGGACCGCAGCUCGCCGGGAAUCAGCUAUGCCACGCCACCACUGGCCACCGGCCUGCAUGGCCAGCACAACUCGGGCGCCGCUUCGAGGCGGCAGGGUGACGAUGGACUGUCAUCGCACUAUGCGAGCGGAGCACCGCCGGCCAAGCGACCAAAGCCAUACUGCCGGGACGUGAGCUUCUCGGAGGCAUCCAGCAAGUGCACCAUCUCGGAUGCCGCCUUCUUUGACAAGGUGCGGAAGGCGCUAAGGAGCCCGGAGGUCUACGACAACUUCCUCCGAUGCCUGACGCUCUUUAAUCAAGAAAUUGUGUCCAAGACGGAGCUGCUGAACUUGGUCUCCCCGUUCCUCAUGAAGUUCCCCGACCUGCUGCGAUGGUUCACCGACUUUCUGGGUCCACCGGCGGGUCAGGGUGCCGGCGGUCUGAUCGACGGCAUGCCCCUGGCCGCCACUCAGCGGCAAGGAGGCGGAGGCAGCAGCAAUAGCUCUCAUGAUCGGGCCAGUGGCCAGGGAGCGGCCGAGUACGUCCAGGAUGUGGAUCUCUCGUCGUGCAAGCGUCUGGGUGCUUCGUACUGCGCCCUGCCCCAGUCCACGGUGCCCAAGAAGUGCAGUGGCAGGACAGCGCUGUGCCGGGAGGUGCUCAACGACAAGUGGGUGUCCUUCCCGACCUGGGCCAGCGAGGACUCCACCUUUGUGACGUCGCGGAAGACGCAAUUCGAAGAGACCAUCUACAGGAAUAUUCACAGAACGGAGGACGAGCGCUUCGAGCUGGACCUGGUCAUCGAGGUGAACAGCGCCACCAUACGUGUCCUGGAGAAUGUCCAAAAGAAAAUGUCACGCAUGUCCACCGAGGAGCUGGCCAAGUUCCACUUGGAUGAUCAUCUGGGAGGGACGUCGCAAACGAUCCAUCAGCGGGCCAUACAUCGGAUUUAUGGCGAUAAGUCCGGCGAGAUAAUCCAGGGCAUGAAGAAGAAUCCAUCGGUGGCAGUGCCCAUUGUCCUCAAGCGGCUGAAGGUCAAGGAGGAGGAGUGGCGAGAGGCGCAGAAGACCUUCAACAAGCAGUGGCGGGAACAGAACGAGAAGUAUUAUCUCAAGUCCCUGGACCACCAAGCCAUCAAUUUCAAGCCCAACGACAUGAAGGCCCUGCGCUCCAAGAGCCUCUUCAACGAGAUCGAAACGCUGUACGAUGAACGGCACGACCAGGAGGACGACUCAAUGGAACCGGCCGGACCGCAUCUGGUGUUGCCGUACAAGGACAAAACCAUUCUGGAUGAUGCCGCCAACCUGCUGAUCCAUCACGUGAAGCGGCAGACGGGCAUCCAGAAGCAGGAGAAGCAGAAGAUCAAGCAGAUCAUCCGCCAGUUUGUGCCUGACCUCUUCUACGCUCCCCGCCAGCCGCUGAGCGAUGAUGAGCGCGACGAUGCCUUUCAAUUUUUGGUAGAUGACAAUACGAAAAUGGACGUUGACUCGCCGGUGAGCAGCCGGACUGAGACGACGACAUCGGCGGCGACGACGACAACGACGGUGGCGAGGAAUGCCGGCAAAGGCACACCCACCGAAGUGGCAUCCUCCUCGCCGGCCCGCAGCAAUGCCAGCAGCAGUAGCGGAGUGGCGGCGACGUCCUCCUCCUCAGUGACGGGAAUCAAAAAAGAGACUGACGAUUCAAAGGCAACAAGUGGAUCUGGAGCGGCAUCAUCAUCAUCAUUAGGUGCAGCAACAACAGGACCAUCCGCAGUGUCCGCAGCAGCGGACGAUGCCACGCCAUCGACAUCAUCGGCAGCGGCAGCAGCUGCAGCGGCCGCUUCCUCCUCCGUGUCCACGACGGAGGUUAAGGCCAAGGAGGAUCCGCAUUCCACCCACAACAGAGAAGACGCCACCAGCACCAGUGCCAGCGGAGCGGCCUCGAGUCCCCGACAAGCCCAGGAUCCAGCGUCGACCAACGAUGUGGAGAUCAAGCAGGAGCACCUCUCGUCCGAUUUUGCGAAUCCCAAGCUCUUGCCGCCGCAUGCCCAAGGCCAGCAUGAAGACGAAUCCUACUCGCUGUUCUUCGCCAACAACAACUGGUAUCUGUUUCUGCGCCUGCACGCCAUCCUCUGCGACCGCCUGCACGUCAUGUACGAGCGGGCGCGCCGUCUGGCCAUCGAGGAGGAGCGCUGCCGGGUGAAUCGGCGCGAGAGCACCGCCACGGCACUGCGACUGAAGCCCAAGCCGGAUGUCCAGGUCGAGGACUACUAUCCCACCUUCCUGGACAUGCUGAAGAAUGUGCUGGACGGGAAUAUGGACUCCACCACGUUCGAAGACACGAUGCGUGAGAUGUUUGGCAUCUAUGCCUACAUAUCUUUCACGCUGGAUAAGGUCGUUUCGAAUGCCGUGCGCCAGCUGCAGUACUGUGUCACGGAGCGUGCCGCCCUGGACUGUGUGGAGCUGUUUGCCAACGAACAGCGGCGUGGGAACACAGGAGGAUUCUGCCGCGAUGCCUACAAGACCUUCGACCGGGAGAUGUCCUACCAGCGCAAGGCCGAGAACAUGAUGAACGACGAGAACUGCUUCAAGGUGUACAUUUACAAAAUCGAUUGCCGGGUAACCAUAGAGCUGCUCGACUCUGAGCCCGAGGAGGUGGAGAAGCCGGCGGUGCUGAAGGCCCAAAAGUAUAGCAAAUAUGUGGAGAGAUUGGCGAAUCCUUCAAUAGGAGGAAGCGGAGGAGGCGGAGGCGGAGGAGGUCCUUCUGGCGGAAACAACAACGAAAACACUGUCGAGUCGUCGGAUAUCAAGACCGAGGAGGAGGAAGAUAAUGCCGAGCUUGGUCGUGGAGGAGCUCAAGGGAUCGGUGGAGGAGGUCGUAAGGCGCGCUUUCUGCUGCGCAACAAGCGCCGGUCGCAGCUGCACGAGGAGCAAGUGCGUCAGUUGUUCGAACAGAAGCGACAUCGCAGCGAGCAGGUGAUAACGACAGCGCCGGCAACCACGUCGGGAGAGGCGAGUGGGGAGAAGAGCAGUUCCGCAGCAAACCCAUCGGGAAAUAACAAUAAUAACAACAGCUGGAACACCACCAGCAGUGGGAAGCGUCUGCCGGAGAGACUCGGUGCGCCGCAGGUGGGCCUGGCCGAGCAGUAUGCGUUCAACGACCGCGACGAGAUCAGCAGCAACGCCAGCAAUGGACGCUGCUUUGUGACCAGCAAGAAUCUCAAGCUACUCAAGUACGAUGCAGUGCGUCGUGCCAAGAAGAGUCAUAGUCGUGUCACCCAGGUGAAGUACUCUCGCUUCAAGACCUUCGUCAGCAAGUGGCUGCAGCAGAAUGUGAGCGAUCAGUUGCAACAGAACUGCAAUGACUGGCUCCUGGGCAGGAUGGCGGACCAGAUCAACGCCAGCGGCUGGGGAGCUGCCAGCAAAACCAAGGCAGUGCCGCAAAAGGACACCUCAAAGACGCCCUAUCGGGUCUACACCAGGUACAAGGUGGUGCCAGGAGCAGUUAGUGGCUUGACUUCAGCAGCAAAUGGCGCCGGAGCUGCUCCGACAUCCAACUCCACGGCUCCGACGCCUGGUGCGGCAACAGCGGUGGCCACUGUGUUGGCAUCCUCGGCAGUAUCAUCCUCGACAUCCUCCUCCCACCCGGCCACCAAUAGCAUUGCCGACUCGACGACCUCCAGUGCGACACCCCAACAGCAGCAUUGCAACAGUGCGGCGGCAGCAGCAGCGGGGGCAAACGCCAAUGCGGAGGCACUGCAGCAGGUGCGUCCGAUGGAGAGCUAACCGGCAACCAUAACUUGGUCGGAGGCAGCAUUCACAUGACGUUGAGAGACCGUAAAGGAUCGAGGGAAUGCAAAGGAAAUUUAUUUUAAAAUGUGAUACCAGUUCCUGGACAGCGAACCGUCUGUUGCAGGCCUCGGCUUUACAUUGGAAACUGGACAUUGGAUAUUUUUGAACGAAAAAGAGAAACGAGGAACGCGAGAAAGCUUCAUUUUGUACAAAAAGUCAUUUACUCUUAGGUGUUUUUCUCCGAAAUAGGAAUUUUAUAGCCGUACACACUUUUUGCUUAACAAUUAAAAUUAAUGCGCUUUAGCAUUAGUGUCUUAUCGAUAGGAAACCAGACAACCUUACUAUGCAAUCGCAAGCCCCGUAAUAAGUCAAAUAUAUUAUAUAUUUUAUAGAGUUUUGUGCACUAAAAACCAAGAUAAAGAAACACGAAAUAGAAACCGAAACCGAGACAGUUGUGCUAGUUAUUAGGAGCCUCUUAGGACACAUGUCAUGUCUGUUUAGGUUUAGUUUUUUAAGGAUUUUUAUAAAACACCUUAGCACUUUUACUUUUACAUAGAUGUAUCGUAUUUUUUAUACAAAAUCAAACAACAAACAAACAAAAAACAAAAACACCCACAACACACCCACACACAAAACCUUGUACAAUUCCUUGUGAAUACUAUUGAUUAUAUUUUUAGGCAUUAAGGUCAUAAUCUUAAGUUGUAAAAACCUAAAAUCAGAUUAAAACAAAAAGUUUAUCAAAAGUGAA